CUGGGCAGGUUGAAGUCAUCGAGCGCGGGCCGCAGGUGCUAGCUGGGCGGAGAGGACGCCGGCAAGUUCCGCCAACACCACGGCGACGACGAUGUGGUGCAUCGUCCAGCAGCGUUUCAGCCUUGUGAGAGUCGCAGAGACUCGUCCAGGCAGAUUCUAGCUCCAUCUACUCUUCCAUGACUCCUCUGGCGCGUGCGGUGGCCGUCGAGUACCAAGAGAGCACGCGCUUGGCAGCACCUCGAUGCGCAAGCGAUGCGCGCAUGUUUCCCGUCGGGCGUGUUCUGGAACCAGAGUGAAUGGCUUGAGGCUCGCGGCUGCAACUGUGGCCUCCGCUGCGCUCGGCUCAUCGCCGUCCCAUCGCCGUCCCAUCGCCGUCCCAUCGCACGGCGGCCAGGCGUCGCGCUGUCAGGCGUUGACCGUCUUUCACGAACCACGCGCCGAACUCUCCCCGUCCCGCCCAGUGAUGUUAAUGACGUUACCUCGCUUCACAUCUAGCGCAAGAGCCCUGAAACCAGGAAACCUGCCUGCUCCUGGCAACACCGCGACCGUCCUGCUCCCACAAUUCUGCAGAAAUAUAGCCUCUGAGGCAGGCCUCAAGCACCCCGAACUCCCUACGAACCGCCUAACUGCUCCGACCCGGACCGAGCAACACGCGCAUCCCGGACGCAACACAGUCAGAUAGCUCUGAAUCGGUGCUCAGGACACCUCCGCCUGUCCAGCAAUGGCUGUUCAGACGAACGGAAGGGCCAAGAAGGCCAAGAAGGCCGAGCCAAACGGCCAUGCCAACGGCUAUGCCAACGGCAAUGCAGACCCCAAAGUGAACGGCCAGCUUUCACG
Molecule: messenger RNA, 837 nt
Organism: Mytilinidion resinicola
Lineage: Eukaryota; Fungi; Ascomycota; Dothideomycetes; Mytilinidiales; Mytilinidiaceae
Exons: 2
Coding region: 242-682 (146 amino acids)
Source: RefSeq, a predicted model, not a curated record